ACAGUUAUUAUCAUAAUUUUGUCUAUUACUUUAUGCUUGUUAAAAUGGAAUGUCUACGCUUUUUGUGAUGGGCUUUACCGACCAUGCUGUGCUGGAGAAAUGUUAAGUGAAGAAAACAAAUGUAUUGCGUGUUCGCCUGGAUACCAUGGUGCAAACUGCACAAGAGAGUGUUCCUAUCCGUACUAUGGUAGAAAAUGCCUCGAGGGUGAAUGUAAAUGUCCAGAGGAGUUGUGUAAUAUAGCAACAGGAUGUAAACAGACAACUACUGAAAUACAGUCUGUUAGCACCUCACCGGUCAAAAGUAAAGAAAGUUUGGACUAUCUCAACGCAACAUUGACGGGAUCUUCAACGCUAAACUCUGCCCAGCAAAAAGUAAAAGAUGGUGCAUCAAGCACGAAAGAAAUUUUCAAAAAUCCCAUUCUGUUGGGCAUAUUUGGAGUAAAUUUUAUUUUUCUAACACUAAUAUUGGCAUAUGUCUGCAAAAGAACAAGGAAAUGUUGUUUAUCUAAAACGAGCAAAGACAAUCAAAGGAAAAUCUCGGAUCAAAAGGCAGAGCACCAUUACGAAGAGAUAGAUCCUGUUCAGACAAAUAGUGAUAUAUCGAUCGAUUAUAGCAGAUUAAAUAUGGCAGCUCUUUAUUCUUCGCCUAAUAAUUCCCUUUCAUCUCCAGAAUCAUCAAAUUUUAACGAGAGUGGAAAGAGUACGAGUUAUUCCUAUGAUGACAUAGCCAAUGUGGGGGAGACACCUUAAAUGGCGAUAAAAUAUUGGGAUUCUCAAAGUGAGGAGUGAUAAAAUCAGAACGACUUACAUUGAGAAAAAAAUGUCAAUACAAUUAUGUGUUGUUACAGAAAACUUUUGUACAUUGUACACUGAUACAGUUUUCAUCGUGAUGCGUUGAUUGUCAAAAGUCAUUGAAAGGACUUUAUUCUGUAAUAACCAAUAUCUGCACGCAAAAUAAAACUUUGAUGGAGAUAUAAACAGUUAUCUUCUAAACAAAAGGGUUAUCCACAGGCUUGAAAAAUUACCUUUUCUCAUUAACCAUGACUCCAUGAUACGUUAUACAUGACGUCAGAAAGAUGACUUCAAUUCACAAUUUUAAUAAUUUUGAG
Molecule: messenger RNA, 1109 nt
Organism: Saccostrea echinata
Lineage: Eukaryota; Metazoa; Mollusca; Bivalvia; Ostreida; Ostreidae
Exons: 4
Coding region: 100-750 (216 amino acids)
Source: RefSeq, a predicted model, not a curated record